AUGUCGCAUCCCAUACAAAGCCUGUUAGCUGACGCAAAGAAUUACGGAGACAGGCACGCAUCAUCCCCUCCACCUAAACCUCCACAGCCAUCCUACAAACUGCACAAGCCAGAUGACGAGGUGCAGUUCCUCGAGAAGGAGUACAGCCUCACAGAGAUUGCAAACAAUGAAUGCAAUAAAAAUAAUAAAUCACCUGGAAGAUCAACAUUUUCUGCAAAAAAAGUGUUUCUUAAUAAAUCUUCCUCGGCCAAAGUUGAUAAUGAUGAUGAUGAUGGUGAUAACGAUGAUGACCAUGCGGAGAAUGAUGAUGAUGAAAACGGUGAGUUGGUCGUUGUGGAGGUCCAUAACAACAAAGUCCUCGAUCGUAGUAUGCCGUCCAGUCCUGACCAGACAGCCAACAACAAAGUUGGUGACCAUUGUAACGACGCUAACAUUAAUGGACAAUAUGAAGUUUGCUCGCCAAGCAGCAUCAACAGUGAUAAAAGUGAUAAGGUACUUGAACACGACGUUGCUGAUAAAGAGAAAUGUCAAGUCACGGUAGGAACCGUUUCUAGUAACGAAUCUCUUGAUGUAAACAAAAGCCGAAAUGACAAACAGUCAGUAGUGGAAACUGAAGCAACUGCAAUCAAAUCAGACCAAACACCAUCGCCCACAACAUCAUCACCGCAUACAGCACCCACAUCAACCUCGGAACUUCUGUCAUCUACCGCAUUUCCUGUGAAAACAGGCUCAGCAAUUGACGAGAGUGAAGGUGCAGCAAGCGUAAGUAGUGGAAGGAUUUCAACUUUUGUGCCCCCUAGCAGAAUUCUUUUCAAGGUGGAAGCCACUCACAAAUAUGUAGGUGAGGAUAUAGAUGAACUAUCAUUCGACAUUGGAGAUAUCAUCACCGUCGUACCGUUUGAUAAUCCAGAUGACCAGGACGAUGGAUGGCUGAUGGGCAUCAUUGAGAAAUCAAAAGAAAAAGGUGUCUUUCCACAAAAUUUCACCAAGAUGAUUCAAUGA
This is a messenger RNA of Helobdella robusta, 1002 nucleotides long. RefSeq lists its product as hypothetical. The transcript has 5 exons. Gene Ontology annotation, cellular component: plasma membrane. The coding region runs from base 1 to 1002 and encodes 333 amino acids. The record is from RefSeq and is a predicted model, not a curated record. Lineage: Eukaryota; Metazoa; Annelida; Clitellata; Rhynchobdellida; Glossiphoniidae. Gene Ontology annotation, molecular function: phospholipid binding; protein binding.